AACCUACAAUCGAUAGGUAGUUAUAACAACACAAGCACGUGGAGUCGUAACUAUCGAGCAACAAGACCCUCAGAGCUUACGGAAGAUGUCUAGGAAAAAUAGGAGUACGAAAUUGGGAAGAGUUUUAAAAAAAAGGAAGCGAGAAGAAUCCACUAGUGAAGCAAAACCCGAAGGAGAAGAAGGAACUGCACCACCAGCUUCCAGAACCUCUGAUGAACCUCUUCCAAAAAAAGUUAAAUGGAUAAACCGUCAAAGAGUGUUGGUUUUUGGAGCAGCAGGUAUUACACAGCGAGAUAGGCAUUUAAUGAAUGAUCUUAAGAGGAUUAUGCCUCACUCGAAGAAUGAGAACAAAAUAUCUCGCAGAGAGCAUCUUGCUGUUAUUAAUGAACUGUGCGAAGUUAAAAACUGCUGCAAAGCACUGUUUUUGGAAGCGCGAAAAAAAUUGGAUUUAUACAUGUGGUUAUCCAAUGUACCUCAUGGACCUUCAGCGAAAUUUUUGGUAGAAAGCACAUUUACUAUGGGUGAAUUAAGACUGACUGGAAAUUGUUUGAAAGGAUCGAGACCAGUUUUAUCAUUUGACGAAAAUUUUGAUUCCCAACCCCACUAUGCACUUCUGAAAGAAGUUUUAACCCAGAUAUUUGGAGUACCAAAUCAUCAUCCUAAAAGCCAACCAUUUGUUGAUAGAAUAAUUACUUUUUCUAUUUUGGAUAAUCGUAUCUGGUUUCGCCAUUAUCAAAUUCUUCAAGAGGAUGGAGCAUUAGCGGAAAUUGGACCAAGAUUUGUUCUGAAUCCAAUAAAAAUAUUUAGCGGCAGCUUUACAGGCGCUACGCUGUGGGAAAAUCCGCACUACAUUACUCCUUCUGCCUACCGCCAGCAGCUUAAAGCUGUCGCCGGAACUAAAUACCUCAACAGGCAGCAACAAAAAAUUAAAUAUAUGGCUACAGCACCGGAAGUUACGUACAAAUCUCUUCCGGAGGAUGAGGUUUUCGAAGGAGAAACCCUCACUAAAGCUGCCGAAUUAACGGGAAUGGAAAUAGAGACAGAAGGAAUGCAGCAGAAAAAGCAAUUCACCUUCAAGAAAAAGAAAAGAGCUGGCAAAAAGUUCACAAAAAAACCAAAAGCAAUACCUACUUGAUAUUGCUUAUUUAAAUAUUAUAAUUUGUAUAUAUAUAAAAAAAGUGUAAAUAUUUUUGUUUUAUUUU
This is a messenger RNA of Nezara viridula (southern green stink bug), 1202 nucleotides long. Lineage: Eukaryota; Metazoa; Arthropoda; Insecta; Hemiptera; Pentatomidae. The record is from the annotation of a GenBank genome assembly.